AUGAGUUCAAAGAUAUGGAAAGUUAUACUAAAAGAUGAUGUAAAAAAAUUUGAAAAUUGUAUCAAAUCAGAAAAAAAUAUUGACUUAAAUAAUUAUAAUAAAGAUGGUUUAACUAUAUUAUUAUAUGGUAUAGAAAAAGGAUGUGCAGAAUGCUGUUACUAUUUAAUAAAUCAAAAAAACGUGGAUGUAUUUUUAGAAGAUAAAAAGGAAAAUGAAAAUGCUUUGAUGAAAUCCAUGAGAAUUGGUUAUGAAAUGAUUAAUGUUAGCAAAUUGUUAAUUGAAAAAAAAGUGAUUAUAAAUGAAAAAAAUAAAAGUGGAAAAACUAGCUUACACAUAGCUAGUGAAAAUAAUUACUUAAAAGGUAUAGAGUUGUUAUUAAAAAACAAUGCUGAUAUAAAUGCAGUCGAUAAUCAGAAUAACACACCAUUAAUGAGUUCUAUUAAAAGAAAUAACGAAGAGUCAGCCUUCUUAUUAAUUGAUAAUAAUGCAGAUGUAAAUAUAAAGGAUAAUGAUAUGAACAGUGUUUUGCACAUAUGUGCAAAAGAGCAUUUAUCUAAUGUAGCUCAAUAUAUUUUAUCGACCAAUAAAGUGAAUAUCGAAAACUGUUUGGAUAAAGAUAAUAAUUCUCCUCUACAUAUAGCAGCAAAAGAAAACUUAAAAAGUCUUUGUAAUUUAUUUUUAAGCUAUAAUUUUGAUGGAUUAUUAAAAAAUAACAAAAAUGAAACAUAUAAUGAUAUUUUAAAAAAGCAUGAAAUGAAUGCUAUCCUAAAAGAGGAAGAAAAAAAAAAAAAUUAUGAAGAAAAAGAAAUAAGGAGGAGAAAAUUAUAUGAAGAAACCAUGUUAAAAACAGAAGUAUCCAAUUUUCUUAUGAAUUAUAAUUUAGAAUCUUUUAUACCACAUUUUUACAAAUAUAAUUAUAUAUAUGUUGAUGGUGCUUUUUUAGAGAUAGAAGAUUCUACAUUAAAAAAAAUGAACUUCAAUAGGGAUGAAAGAAAAAAAUUUUAUGAUGCUAUUGAACAAUUUUAUAAAGAAAAAGAAGAUCAAGAAAAUGAAGCAGAAUUAAGAAAUCAACAAUUGCUAGAAGAACAGAAUAGAACAAAAAACUUAAAAUAUGUUUCAUAUGUAAUUUUUUUAAUAUUUACUUCUAUAUUUAUAUAUAGUUUAUUUAUAUCUAUAACUAACAGAGCUAAAAUUUUUUUUUAA
Messenger RNA from Plasmodium gallinaceum, 1203 nucleotides. Its product is annotated as conserved Plasmodium protein, unknown function. Bases 1 to 1203 code for a protein of 400 amino acids. The record is from RefSeq and is a predicted model, not a curated record. Gene Ontology annotation, molecular function: protein binding. The transcript has a single exon. Lineage: Eukaryota; Apicomplexa; Aconoidasida; Haemosporida; Plasmodiidae.